Messenger RNA from Leishmania braziliensis MHOM/BR/75/M2904, 951 nucleotides. RefSeq lists its product as hypothetical. NCBI's taxonomy places the organism in Eukaryota, Euglenozoa, Kinetoplastea, Trypanosomatida, Trypanosomatidae. The transcript has a single exon. The record is from RefSeq and is a predicted model, not a curated record. Bases 1 to 951 code for a protein of 316 amino acids.
AUGGGCGGUGAGUCUAGCAAGCACUCCAACUCCUCGGCUCACGCCCGCCGUCGUGAGGGGAGGCGCAGUGCUGCGCCCCAUGCUCAGGCGGGUGCCGACUACCACCUUCCCCCUCUCAACGUGCACCCUGCUCGGUUGGGCCCCUCUUAUGGAGAAGCCCCCGAGUACAUCCCGCCGUCACCGGUUCAGUGCGCAGCGUCGCCGAUCCUAUCGAGCAGCUCGCUGGAUCCGUCGCUGACGUGGAUGUUGGACACCGAGGCGGUUCUCAUUACAGAGUGGAACCGUAGUCUGCAAAACGUUGCUACUUCUAGUAGCGGCCCAUUUGGGGUGUGGCAGGGAGGUGAGGCGGUAACCGACGACUCAAAGAUGUCAUGUGCUGUAACAACCCCACAAAGUGGUGUGAGCACUACAGCCUCCAAUACGCUGGGGCUGACCUCGUCGUCCACAUGCCUGCCGCUGUCUGGAUCGUUGUUGCCGGCACAUCUGCAGUCUUCCACAGGACUGGCGCUGGGCUGCGACUCAGUGACCGUGACUACGGGGCGCAGCACCGGGAUGUCCUUACGCGUCCCGACCACGUGGUCCCACCCAAAGCCAUCAUGGUCUAACGUCUCACCAAAGACGAUGUCUAGCCCGAAGAGUCCUCAGGCAACGCCGCAUCCGCUGAGUGUCUCUUCCGAGGGUGCGCCGUCGCUGGUUGUGUCAACGCUGCCGGUUGGCAUUGACUACUUCCGUGUUUUGCAGUCGCGGUGGCUGGCCGUAGAACAGCCCUUGCUGCCACCGACGGCGGACGAGGAGGAACUCAGCGACUCCGUCAUUCUCGAGGCGGUUUCCGAGGUGAGUGGCGACGUUCUGCAACCACCGGUACCGCUGGGGCACAUGAUCGCCUUAUUUGUACCGCAGUGGCGAUCGGAGGGGCUCUUUGAAGCGGCGCAGCACAGCCAAGCGCGCUGA